Messenger RNA from Penicillium riverlandense, 3555 nucleotides. RefSeq names its product WW domain protein. The transcript has 3 exons. The coding region runs from base 1 to 3555 and encodes 1184 amino acids. The record is from RefSeq and is a predicted model, not a curated record. Gene Ontology annotation, molecular function: protein binding. NCBI's taxonomy places the organism in Eukaryota, Fungi, Ascomycota, Eurotiomycetes, Eurotiales, Aspergillaceae. Gene Ontology annotation, cellular component: membrane.
AUGAGUCCUGGCGGGAGCGCCCGUGCUCUGCACCCGGACGGCGAGCUCUUCCUGGGCUCCUCCAACAACGCAGCCAACUCACCACCUGUCGUCGAGCCUCUGCGCAUCAACAAGCGGGAUUCCGCCUCUCCAGCCUCCGCAUCCAGCCCGCCCAUUAACCCGCUGCCUUACCCCGACGACCGACCUCGACUCCAGACCCGUACCUCGAGUUCCAGCGAUGGUCGUCCCACGGAUCGAUAUGGGUCUCCACCGGCUGGUUCCGGUGCUAUAAGCCCGGCCGACUAUCCCCACGCUCUACGACCGCGCGACGGCCGGGAGGGUCGAGUCGCAACGCUGGCCGAGCGACGGGGUGCUGCGCCCAGACCGCUCCCCGAGUCUCCUGCAGAUGCGCCGGACCGAGACACACUCGCAAACAGGCCGUACCCUCGUCCUCCUCCUGCUGCCCCGCCGGCGGCGGGGAGUACAUUGGAUGGAAACCAGUAUGCGGACUACGGUCAACAGUACUAUCCUCCGCCUCAAGCAAGACCAUCAUCCAUGCUUCAGCCGCCUCAGGCGAAUAACAGUUCCGUCCAUCGGAUCAACUCAACUGCCUCGACGUCUACCACCCUAGCUCAGCGAGGGUCGCCCCCGCCGCCGGAGACGCCGGUUGUGGGACCGGGCCAGCAGCCUGCGAAUGAUAUCGAGGCCCGUUACGCUGCGGCUGGUAUUGCAGGCACCUCGACGCUUUCGGGGAUCCAGUCGCAGAGUGCAGCGGCUCAGAGACGAGCUGAGCAAUACUUUGGGCAGCAGCCGGCACAGCAUCGGCCAUGGACUCCGACUGAGCAGCCGGGCACACAGCCUCAUGGGCCUCCCACGGUCUAUCAGGGUGCUGAGGUUGUGAGUCCGACCAAUCCGCCAGCAGGGGGAUAUCAGUUUAGCGGCCCUCCAUCCCAACAGUCUACGCCAGUGCCGCAGCCGCAGCAGCAGGAGCAGGAGCAACCACCGUCGAGAAUUGCGCCCAAUCCGCUAGAGCAGGAUAUGGACCGAAUGCGCCUUAGUUCCUCUCCUCCUCCGGCAUACUCCAGCGUCUCCGGCUCGGCUGCAUCGAGCGCAUAUCCGAACGAGAAGCCGAAUGGAGCUGCGGCUGUGGCAUCUGCCGGUCCCGCCGGGGAGCAUCCAGCAACGGCUAGUCAAGCUGCUGGGGCGGCUGCGGCCAUUGGGUCCGCGGCCUCGCCAGCGCCAACAGCGUCUACGCAGGAUCAUCCCGCGUUCGCCAAUGACCCGAGGCUGCAGCAGAAUAUGGGACAUUCCCCACAGAGCGCUGCUGUGAACAGUCAGGCCGCAGCGUAUCAGCAGCAGAUCACUUCGCCCACGGCUGGUGGACCUCCUCCGGCAUCUCCUCCGCCUCUUCCAGAGGGUUGGAUUGCGCACCUGGACCCCAGCUCAGGACAGUACUACUAUAUUCACUUGCCCACGCAGUCGACCCAGUGGGAGUUUCCCAAGGGACCUACACCGCUGAACCUCAACGAAACACCCUUGUCCCCCGUGGGCAGCGUGUAUGGUGGUCAUCCUAUCACCUCUCCAGGUCUCUCGGCAUUUGGGAAGCCAAUGGCGUCGCCAGGCGUACCUUUGACACCUGGAUUUGAGAGUUUGCAGUCUCCAGUCAUGUCGGGUUUCUCGGGGCCUCCUCCGAGCAGUGGCGUGGAUGUUUACAAGACCGCCCCCACGAACGGAGUUUACUUCGGUCCCUAUCUACGAUACACCAAUAUGGACCUUGAGCGCGGCCUCUGGAUGGGUUCCAUCUUGCUGGUGACGGAUGCCCAGCAGCCACCGACGAUCCAUCUUCACCAGAGCGUGGAUCUGUCCCCAAGCCCAAGACAGCUGAAAGCAACCAACAUUGCAGUUCAUCAGCGUUGGAUCUUCUAUAAGUACGAGGUCGACGUGCGCAUGGAUGAACAUGGUCCCGCAAAAUGGACUUAUGCCAUCACCUCGCACCUCGGGUGCACUCGCUACGAAUUCCUCGUCGCGGGUCGAUAUGAAACCAACUGGCGGUUCAUUGCCACCUCCGGGAACGACUUCUCCAUCAACGUGAAUGCCAAUGAGCGAUCUCGUCUGGGUGGGGUUGGCUACAUGUGGAAGGAUAUCAUGCAAAAGCACAACGAAAUCGGAGGGUUCCACACUCAAUUGUGUAUCGGUGGCCAAAUCUAUGCGGAUCGCAUGUGGAAGGAGGUUCCGUCCCUCAAGCAGUGGUUGGGGAUCAGUGGGAAGGAAGCCCGGAAGAAUGCCCCUUGGGCAGCGGCGCACGAGCAAGAUGUCUCCCACGCAUACUUCCACUACUACACCAGUCAUUUCGACCAGCCUUAUCUGCGAGAGUCGUUUGCACAGAUUCCUUAUAUUUGCCAGAUCGAUGACCACGACAUUUUCGAUGGCUUCGGCUCUUACCCCGAGCACAUGCAGUUCUCAAACAUGUUCAAAAACAUCGGCCGCAUUGGUAUCGAGAUGUACCUCCUCUUCCAGCACCACACCACCCUCGACAUUCUCCGCAAUGUCAACAACGAUAUGGAUCUGUUCACGAUCACGGGCACGGGUUGGCACUUCGUCAAAUAUCUUGGUCCCGGCGUCGUCGUCGUCGGCCCCGACUGCCGCUCCGAGCGCAACCCGCAUCAAGUCAUGGCCGGUCCCACGUACCAGGGUCUGUUCCCCAAAGUCGCCAUGUUGCCCCCUAGUGUGCAGCACUGCCUCUGGAUGGUUCCUGUGCCCGUCAUUUACCCUCGACUGGGAACGGCAGAGAAUAUCGCGCAAACUGUCACCACAGGCAAGCGCGCCGUGACCAGUGCGUAUAACGUCCUGGGGAAGGUGACUAGUUCCGUGGCUGGAGUGGUCGGCGCCAAGGACGUGGUCGGCUCAGGCUUCGACUCGGUCAAGCGUGCAGUGGGUAAAUCCGGGCUUAUGGGUGGGAUUCUGAGUCCAUUCGGCGAGUUCGAUCUCAUGGACGAGUUGCGCGAUCAAUGGACUCACGAAUCAAAGGACCUCGAGCGUACAUACCUCAUCCGUACGCUCCAGGGAAUCGCCCACCAAAAGUCCCUCCGGAUGACCUUCCUCUCCGGCUCCGUGAACGUCUGCGGUGCGGGUCUCGUCCACGAUCCAUCUCAACCAUCCGACCACAAGACAAUGUACCAGCUCAUCUCCUCCCCCGUCGUGAACACCCCACCGCCCUCAUACAUCAUCAAGCUACUCCACAGCUACAACAAACCGCUCUAUGUCCCGGCCAACGGCCACCGCUCCACGCCAUCCCAGCCCACAGACACAAAAGAAGACAUGAUGGAGAUCUUCCAGGCCGAUGUCUCUGGCCAGGCGCGUGAGCACCGCAAGCUGAUGGGUCGGCGCAACUACGUCGCUAUCGUCGCCUAUGAUCCUGAGACUGUUACCCCAUAUUCGGGUCAUCCGGGCCCCGUGCAGAGUCCUAAUGGGAAGCUUAGUCUUGCGGCGGACUUUAUGGUUCAGGGUGACGGAUCCUUGGGGAAUGUGGUCAAGUAUGGUCCUGUUAUUGUGCCGAGUUUGGAACAUGGAAGGUAA